UUUGAAGCUUCGUGACAACCUGAGUGAGUCACCUCUCCUGGCGGAGGGGCGGAGCUCUGCACUCCACCCCGUGGCUGCUCCACGGCUGCACACGCCCCUCAAAUCUUUUCCUCUCCGCCUCCCGUGUUUUUCCUGGGGGCCAGUUUAGGCCCCGCGCGUGUCCAUGCAAAGUGGAAACGACUGCGGGGACCGUCCCUUUGCAAAGAGGCAUAAUCCUCGUCGCCAUGUCUGGGGGUUUCGCGCUGCAGUCGCAGGAUGGCGGUCCCCGGGUUGCCCUGGCGCCCGGGGAGACGGUGAUCGGCCGUGGGCCGCUGCUGGGAAUUACAGACAAAAGAGUGUCCAGAAGACAUGCGAUUCUUGAGGUGGUGGGUGGUCAGCUUAGAAUUAAACCGAUACACACAAAUCCAUGUUUUUAUCAGUCUUCCGAGAAGAGCCAGCUCUUACCAUUGAAGACAAAUUUAUGGCACUGGUUGAAUCCUGGGGAUAGGUUUUCUUUGUUAGCCAACAAAUACAUAUUCUGUGUUUUUUCUACACACUCUGAAACACAAAUGGAAUGUACUUUAAGAAACAGUCAAAUGCUUGAUGAAGAUGUUAUUUUGAAUGAAAUACCAACAUCUUCCCUGAUGAAUUUGCCUGAUGAGACAGUGAGUGCCCCACAAUGGGAAAGAAGCCCAGAAAUAGCUGAGGCCCAGACUGCUAUGGCAAAUAGUGUGUCUUUCCUAGGUGAAUGUACAAAUUUUAGUAAACAACAGCCAAACCCUGGCCAGAGGAAAAGAAUCCUUCCAGCAUGGAUGUUAACAGAAAAUCUGAGUGAUCAGAAUCUUCCAGCAUCAGUCAUUAGUGAAGGUAAUAAUAUCAUUCAAGAAAGUGGAAAAAGGGGAAUCUGCAAAAAUAAAACGCAAGGAAACCUAGCACAGCAAAGAAGAAAGCUAUUCAUUUCAUCAGAAAGUUCAGAAGGCACAUCAGCAGAGCAAGACACAGGGCAACAAUGCAGAGAUGUUGAUCAGGAGGAGUCUGUCAUUUCAUCAAAGGAAAUACCACAAUCAUUUUCUUCAAGCACAUUAAGUUACACACAGAUGAAUAAUACAGUAAGUGAUACACGGAGAAACAAAAUUCCAAAAGAGGAACUUGGUAAGGUUUCUGAACAUAAAUUCAUUACUAAAGGAAGACAAGAUGAAGAAGAUGAGGCAGUUAACUGUUUUGAGAGUUGUUUGAGUGCCCAAAGCAAGUCAUUGCAUGAGUCUCAAGGAUCUCAUCCUAAGUCUAGUUCUAAUCCCUCAAAUCCUGAGACUUUGUAUGCACAAAGAACUGAUUCUGUUCCACAAAGUUCUGAAGAAAACAAGGUCAAAAGAACAUCCUGCAUGUAUGGUGCAAACUGCUACAGGAAGAAUCCUAUCCAUUUUGAACACUUCAGUCAUCCUGGUGAUAGUGACUAUGGAAGUGUGCAAGCUACAUGUCAAGAUGAGGCUGAUGAUCGACCUGAAUGUCCCUAUGGAGCGUCCUGUUACAGGAAGAAUCCUCAGCACAAGAUAGAAUAUAGACACAGUACACUUCCAGUGGGUAGCAUUUCAGAUGAAGACAGUGAUAAUGUUGGGCCAUCCAAUGAGUACGACCUGAAUGACAACUUUCUAGAUGAUGAGGAAGAAGACUAUGAGCCAACAGAUGAAGAUUCUGAUUGGGAACCAGGAAAAGAAGAUCAAGAGAAGGAAGAUGUAGAAGAGCUUCUGAAAGAAGCCAAAAGGUUUAUGAAAAGAAAAAAGUGACUCUUCUCUGCAAUAAUUUAUGACUCCCAUUUACUCUAUCUUUAUGGGGAAAAAAUUCAGGAACUAAGGAGGCACUUAGGCAAUAAUUGUUUUCCUUCUUUUUAUAGUUAUGACUUUACUAUUGACUCUUUACCAAUGAAACAUUGAAAUGUCAACCUUCAGUGCAAUGGAUGGAUUUUGUUUUGUUGCUUUGCCUUUUUACCUCAUCUGUAAAGUAGGAAGCAGACAGAGAAUUAAAGAUAAAUAGUGGUUAUUUUUAAUGUAUAUUGUGUGUUGGUAAUAAAAAGUUAGAGCCAUGCAGGUUGCACAAAAGUUUGGUCUUUUUAUUUUUUUCCAGCGUCUGUCUUUACAGAAUACUAUGUAAGUAUCACCAAACAAAUUACAGCGUGAGUGAAAAAGCAUGCCUCUUUCAUUGCCACUGAAGUAAUUCUUCCAGCAGAGCCAGAUUUUGAAAAAUGGCAGCCAUCAAUGGCUAUUUUUCUGAUACCCUAGCUGUGAAUUUUUUCAUUCAUUCUGUUAGUCUCACUCUUUGAAAUAUGGGGAAAUUAGAA
Molecule: messenger RNA, 2314 nt
Organism: Condylura cristata (star-nosed mole)
Lineage: Eukaryota; Metazoa; Chordata; Mammalia; Eulipotyphla; Talpidae
Gene: APLF
Product: aprataxin and PNKP like factor
Exons: 10
Coding region: 225-1763 (512 amino acids)
Biological process (GO): double-strand break repair
Cellular component (GO): nucleus; site of double-strand break
Molecular function (GO): protein binding; 3'-5' exonuclease activity; DNA-(apurinic or apyrimidinic site) endonuclease activity
Source: RefSeq, a predicted model, not a curated record